AUGUUUAAAUUGUCAGAACUCGUACGUUGGCUUGGUCUUACAGAGUUUGAAAUAUUAGUUAACUUAUGCGGAAUGCUUACUUUUACGAUCAUAUUAGCGUUUAAAAUAUCUGCAUCUUCCUCAAAUUCUGUAAUCGAUUGGUUUACAACAUUUAGUCCUUUAUUUUGUAUUGAUAUUUUUAAUGCAUACUUUUGUGUGAUCGUGGGCAUUCGAAUGUAUCUUGAUUCUGAUAACAAGCGGAAAGCACUUCAUAGAGUUAUGUGGAGUACAUACUUCUUGGUACUUAUAUCGAUAUUUAAAUAUUUAUUAUGUUUAAAAUUAUCUGGUCAAACUGGCCUUGAAUAUAGUGAAGUUUUUUCUCCAAUUUUUGUUUUACUUCAGUUGGUUGCAAUAAGAGCUUGUCAAAUACCUAAUUCAUAAAAUACUAAAUAUAAAUAACAGAAUACAA
Molecule: messenger RNA, 448 nt
Organism: Zeugodacus cucurbitae (melon fly)
Lineage: Eukaryota; Metazoa; Arthropoda; Insecta; Diptera; Tephritidae
Product: transmembrane protein 203
Exons: 1
Coding region: 1-420 (139 amino acids)
Biological process (GO): intracellular calcium ion homeostasis
Cellular component (GO): endoplasmic reticulum
Source: RefSeq, a predicted model, not a curated record